AUUCAACAGACAUACUCAAUAUUUUUAUAUGAGCUAUUUUUCGCUGUGAGGACAGCCUAAAUCACUGAAAAUUUUAUAAAUUUGGCACCGUGCAUAAGUCGUUCAAUGCAACCAACAGUCUCAUAUAAAACUCACUAGAAAGCCACUAGUUCGUUGCUUAGCAACGCGUCUGUAAACAAAAUAUAAAAUUUAAAUUGUGGUUCCAUUAUUGAAGGAUGUUACAGAGAUCUUUUUCCAUUGUUGAGGACGAUGACGUUUUCACUCUGGAAAAGGCAGACGCCAAAAAUGAGAAGGUUGAAGCGCUACAUAAGAGCGAAAAUAUUUCAGAUUUGGAGUUAAGCAGUUCUGAAGAGAACAGCAACAGUCCUAUCAAAGUGGGUGCCUCAGACUUAUCCGACCUUGCCGCUGAUAAGGUGAUAGAGGAGUCUAAAAAAGAUUCAACGAAAUUUGAAAGAAGGAAGUCUCGAGUGUCCAGCGCGGGUCCGUCUGGUAGACCAAGGCAGGGUAGUCUCAAAAAGACCCCGUCAACUGAAGAGAAGCUGCCUCAUCUUUCCAGCGACAGUGAUGACAGCGACAACGAUCCUGAUAAGGGAAAGUUCACUGUUCCCGGAGAGUACGAUCCAAAGUUGUAUGAAAACUUAGAGGUGGAUGAGGAGGUUAAGGAUGUGUUCCAGUUUAUUCAGAGAUACAUUCCUCAACAACUGAAUUUGGACUAUAAAUUCAAGCCGUUCAUACCGGAGUAUUUACCGGCAGUUGGAGACAUUGAUGCUUUCCUCAAAGUGAUACCGCCUGAUGUCACGAUAGAUGGGCAGAAAUUCGACGAGAAAUCUUUGAAUCUCGGACUGAUUGUGUUGGAUGAACCAGCGUUGAAUCAAAGUGACUCUGCUUUGCUUCACCUUCAAUUGAGGGCAGCCUCUGCCGACUUGAGUGUUCACAAAAAUGAGAAGCAUGUGGUCGCGAAAAAAGUUGAAAAUGUGGAAAAGAAUGCCAAAGUGAUCGAUAAAUGGAUCAAAGAUAUUUCCGAUCUUCAUAAAACUAAAUCCUCAACUUUUGUGCGAUAUUCUGAACCCAUGCCGGAUCUGGACGACCUCAUGCAACAAUGGCCCGAAGAGAUGGAGGCGAAGCUGAAAGCAGAAGGCUUUCCGAAGCCCAAAGAAGGAACAUCUCUUGAUGAAUACGUAGAAACAGUGUGCAACAUUUUCGAAAUCCCUGUUCUGAAGAAGAAAACUCAAUCUUUACAUCUGUUGUUUUGCUUGUACGCGGCGAUCAAACAGACUCAACUGUACCAAAGCUCUGCUUCGAACGAGAAAGCUGGAGGCGCUGGAUAUCAGGGCAAAAAGGAAGCUGAUCAAUUAGUGCUUGAUUGAAAAUUGAGGUCAAUAUUAAAUGUAUUCUUGUUUGAUGUCUCAGUUGAUCGACUAGGAUCCAAAUAUAGUUUAGUAGAUAC
Acanthoscelides obtectus is the source of this 1447-nucleotide messenger RNA. NCBI's taxonomy places the organism in Eukaryota, Metazoa, Arthropoda, Insecta, Coleoptera, Chrysomelidae. The record is from the annotation of a GenBank genome assembly.